GACAUAUGUCAAACUCAACGGGGAAAUAAGUCCUGGUGACAUAUCAAAUCGCGUUUGUGUUUUGUAUUUAGAUGUGAAUUACACGAAUUGAUUUGUUGCGAUUUAUACGAUGUCUUGUCCCCAGAUGCCUUUUACAUUAACCGUUGCGUAUUUUCCUUAAAAAAGUAUACUUGUUUAACCGUACCCCUUGGUAUCGAUAUGGCCGAAACAAGUGCAAUGAACUCGGAUAACAAAGUGGAGCAGGCCGUAGCGUUAACGGCUGUGGGAGACAACAUCAAGAAGGAGGUGGACGUCAAGUCGGAGCCGCAGGAGUGCCUGCUGUGCGUGACGCGCACCCGCGAAUGUCAUGAUAUUUACGGCACUAGUACCACCGCCUCUGGGACCUCGCUGCAUCAAUUCCUCUUGAAAUUUACCCAAGUGAACCUCACCGACGCACACAACUGCUCCAAAUACAUAUGCAAAAGCUGCUACGAUCUGAUAAACGUGUUGGAACAGGCCGAAAUAGAGUAUACGAAGUUGAAGGAGACUUUCGAAGCUAUUAUCAGUAAGAAUCCGCUCUUUGAAAAUGGAAUGUCUCAAAUGAAACUGUCUGUGAAGUCGGAAAUAGCGGAUGACGAUGAUGACGACGAGUCAGUCAAUUUCGCCAACUUGGAGGAGGAUUCCGAGGACGAGCCACUGGUUCGGAAGAAGCGACGGCGCAAGGUGCACACUAAGAAAAAGAAACCAAGCACUACGGGGAAACGAAAGGUGGCUAAGAUAGAACAGAGUUGGGAAUGUGAUAUUUGCGGACUACAAGGAGAUACCGGUGGAGCUGAGGCAGAGAUGGAACACAAGAUCAGCAAGCAUGCACUGAACGAUAACCCAGUACUGAGAGACGUCAAGACUGAGGAUUCUGCUGAUGGGUCACAAAGUCCAUACAACAAUGGUUUCGAAUCGUGUUUGCAAAUAGGAUUUGAAAAUUUCGACGGGGAGUCCAGCUUAUUGGAGCCUGUUGAUAAAUCCACAAAGAAAAGAAAAGUGACAGAACAAAGGAAAUCCAAGUUAUUAUCAGCUGAGAAACUAAAGAAACCGAAGGUUAUGCACCAGUGUGAUCAGUGCAGUGCGCGGUAUUCAUCACCGAUCCGCCUGGAACAGCACAAGCAGAAACAUGACGGCUCGAAGCCGCCCUACAUCUGCGAGAUCUGCGGCGCGCACUACAAACACAAGCGCGCCUGCGACAUACACAUCGCCAUGCACAAGGGAAUAAGUGACUGGAAGUGUGAGGAGUGCAACAAAUUGUUCCCAUCUAAGAAUGCAUUGCAGAGGCAUAACAACAUUCAUACUGGCAAACUUAACUAUCAGUGUGACCUCUGCGGCAAGUCCUUCAUCCACACAUCAUCAUUCAAAAUGCACAAACUGUCACACUCGGGCGUGAAGCCGCACGCGUGUGACGUGUGCGGACUGGCGCUGAUGACCCGCUCGCAUCUGAAACGCCACAAGCGCAUCCACAGCGGCGAGAAACGGCACGAGUGCGGCGUCUGUGGCAAGCGCUUCUCCGAGCGGUACAACCUCGCGGCGCACAGCAAGGCGCACGCGCCAGACAACACCGGUCGUGAUCGGGACGCGCCGCGCCGCCGCCUGUUCCGCUGCGGCUUCUGCCCGGAGCGGUUCGAGCGGCGUUAUAUGCUGGAGCGGCACACGGCGUCGGCGCACGGCCGCACGCUUGAACGACCACCGCCUACGCCGCGCAAUACCAUGAGCAAGCUGCUGAAGGCUCAGGCGUUGGCGAGGGCCCCUCAUACUGCUACUCAGCUGGACUUAGAGCCGAAGCCGGACCGCAGCCCCGAGUCACCCGCCACCCCUGUCACACCGCAAAAACUCAUUGCGCAUCUAUCUUCGUCGACGUCCAUCAUAACGUCGAGUUCGUGGUCAGGCGCGUACGCGGCCGAAUUCGGGCUUAGGCCGGAGUUCCCUCACUGACUGCAUCGCUGCACUAGUUGAAAUAUUCGGAGCUGUCACUCAACGCGGGGCUGACUCGGGAGUCGAACUCACGCCAUGAGAGCAGACGGCCUAUACGACGAACUGAACUGUAUUUUAAAAGUUAUAACACGUGUAUGUAAAGUCUAGUAUGAUUACGCACCUGAAUUUGUAACAUGCAAUAGUAUGUCAUAUGCUUGCAACAGCUGUUCUGCUGCCCAUAGAAAAAGCAUAACUUACAAGUACAUAUUUAACCAAAAAUUUGUUUGUGAUUUAAUUUAUUUACUCUAGAAAUAAACUGGGAAUAUUUUCUUUUCUUUUGAUGGUAUAUAAUUGUAUAUUUAUUUGACUGGAAUUUAAUUUAAAGUUUUUAUAAAGUGACUUUUAUGAGUUGUGCUUUUUUACACGGGCAGUGUUCUUCCAAAAGCAAUAACAUAGUGAAUACAGAUAUACUUAGUUGACCGAACAAACAGUAUAGUGUACAGUAUCUUCAUAUAGAAUGUUGCAUUUGUCAUAUGAAUUGUGAAUAUGAUUUUAACGGCGAAUAUGCCGGUAUGUUACAUAUUAUUAUGUGUAAGUGUAAAGAAAUAGAGAACUGGCACUAAAUGAUCGUUGUAAAAACAUAUUUUUGUACCAAGCGCUGUACAUCACAAUGUGACCAGACAUUUGGUCACGACUGCGCCAAGCGUCACAUCAACGCAUCACGUAUUUUAUUUUAACAUGUAUUAUAUUUUAAAAUGAAUUAUAUAAU
Molecule: messenger RNA, 2707 nt
Organism: Manduca sexta (tobacco hornworm)
Lineage: Eukaryota; Metazoa; Arthropoda; Insecta; Lepidoptera; Sphingidae
Product: zinc finger protein 62 homolog
Exons: 7
Coding region: 199-1959 (586 amino acids)
Cellular component (GO): nucleus
Source: RefSeq, a predicted model, not a curated record